GCGGGCGCCCGGGCGGCCACGUGGUGGAGCUGCGGCUUCUGCCCCGGCCCCGCCCGCUCGGCCCGGGAGCCGCAGCGCCCACUGACUCCGCAGCUGGGGGAAGAAGGAGGAGGAGGAGGAGGGACCGCGGCGCAGGAAGCGGAGCAGGAAGCAAGCUUGGCGGCCGCGCUUUCCUGGGGAAACUGCGGGCGGGGUGGCUCAGCCAGCCGGGCACGUAGCCGCCGUCGCCUGUAUGGGGUGUUGAAGAGUUUCCCUUAGAGCUGCUGGAAGACUGAAUGGACUAAACAUGAAGAGCCUGAAAGCGAAAUUCAGGAAGAGCGAUACCAAUGAAUGGAAUAAGAAUGAUGACCGGCUACUACAGGCAGUGGAGAAUGGAGAUGUGGAGAAGGUGGCCUCGCUGCUUGGCAAGAAGGGGGCGAGUGCCACUAAGCAUGACAAUGAGGGCAAGAGCGCUUUUCAUCUUGCUGCAACAAAAGGACAUGUGGAGUGCCUUAGGGUCAUGGUUACACAUGGCGUGGAUGUGACAGCCCAAGACACUGCCGGACACAGUGCUUUGCAUCUUGCUGCCAAGAACAGCCAUCAUGAAUGUGUCAAGAGGCUCCUUCAGGCAAAAUGUCCAGCCGAAAGUAUUGAUAACUCUGGAAAAACAGCUUUACAUUACGCAGCUGCACAGGGCUGCCUUCAAGUUGUGCAAGUUCUUUGUGAGCACAAAAGCCCCUUAAAUCUCAACGAUUUGGAUGGGCAUAUACCAUUGCUUCUUGCAGUACAGAAUGGCCACAGUGAGGUCUGUCGCUUUCUUCUGGAUCAUGGAACAGAUGUAAAUUCCAGGGAUAAGAAUGGAAGAACUGCUCUUAUGCUGGCUUGUGAGAUCGGCAACUCUAACAUUGUAGAAGCCUUAAUUAAAAAGGGUGCAGACCUAAACCUUGUAGAUUCUCUUGGACACAAUGCCUUACAUUAUUCCAAACUCUCAGAGAAUGCAGGAAUUCAAAGCCUUCUAUUAUCUAAAAUCUCUCAGGAUACUGAUUUAAAGACACCAACAAAACCAAAGCAGCAUGACCAAGUAUCUAAAAUAAGCUCAGAAAGAAGUGGAACUCCAAAAAAACGCAAAGCUCCACCACCUCCUAUCAGUCCUACCCAGUUGAGUGAUGUGUCUUCCUCAAGAUCAAUAACUUCAACCCCACUUUCAGGAAAGGGAUCAGUUUUUUUUACUGACCAACCCUUCAAGCAGGCUGAAAUCAGUUCUGUACAGGAAAACAAAGACAGACUAAGUGACAGUACUACAGGUGCUGAUAGCUUACUGGAUAUAAGCUCUGAAGCUGAUCAACAGGAUAUCCUUGUCAUUUUGCAAGCAAAAGUAGCUUCUCUUACAUUACACAACAAAGAAUUACAAGAUAAACUACAGGCUAAGACAACAAAGGAGGCAGAAACAGACCUGAGCUUGGACUCCUACCAUUCCACUCAAACUGACUUGACCCCAUCCCUGGGAAAAACUAGUGAAACCUCUCCCCCAGACUCCAAAUCAUCUCCAUCUGUCUUAACAUAUGACUUGAGUCAGUCCACCACUGAUGGCAAAGUCAGGAUUCAGCAACUACAAGAGGCUCUACAAGACUUGCAGAAGAGAUUGGAGAAUUCUGAGGCAGAGAGGAAACAGCUCCAAUCUGCGCUCCAGUCCCAAAGGACAGAACUGGUAUGCUUAAACAAUGCAGAGAUUUCAGAGAAUGGCUCUGAUCUCAGCCAGAAACUUAAAGAAACCCAGAGCAAGUAUGAGGAAGCUAUGAAGGAAGUCCUUAGUGUACAGAAGCAAAUGAAAUUGGGCCUUGUCACCCCAGAGAGCGUGGAUAGCUAUUCCCAGCUCCGAGAGCUAAGGCUCACCAAGGAGGAAAUAGAUGUGCUAAAACAGGAUCUCCAGAAGGCAUUAGAAGAAAGUGAAAGGAACAAAGAGAAAGUGAGAGAGUUAGAGGAGAGACUUGUAGAAAGGGAGAAAUGUGUGACCACAAGAGCACCUAUGGAAGAAUUUGAGGAGAUGAAACGUUCUUAUUGCUCCAUUAUUGAGAACAUGAAUAAGGAGAAAACAUUUUUGUUUGAGAAGUACCAAGAGGCCCAGGAAGAAAUCACAAAAUUAAAAGAGUCACUAAAAAGUCAGGUGGCACAGGAGGCCAGUGAUGAGGCUGGGGACAUGAAGGAAGCCAUGAACAGGAUGAUAGAUGAACUUAACAAGCAGGUGAGUGAGCUCUCUCAGCUGUACAAAGAGGCCCAGGCUGAACUGGAGGACUAUCGGAAGAGGAAAUCUCUGGAAGACGUGACAGUGGAAUAUAUCCAUAAAGCCGAGCAUGAGAAACUAAUGCAAGUGACCAACAUCUCCAGGGCUAAGGCAGAGGAAGCCUUGUCAGAAAUGAAGUCUCAGUAUUCCAAAGUGCUCAGUGAGCUGACCCAGCUCAAACAGCUGGUAGAUGCCCAGAAGGAGAACUCGGUCUCCAUCACUGAACAUUUGCAAGUGAUCACCACGCUGCGGACUACUGCCAAAGAGAUGGAGGAAAAAAUAAGUGGCCUUAAAGAGCACCUUGCCAACAAGGAAGUGGAAGUGGCCAAACUGGAGAAACAGCUGCUGGAAGAGAAGGCAUCAGUGAGCAAUUCUAUGGUACCAAAGGCAGCCUAUGAAAAGCUCCAGUCAGCUUUAGAAAGUGAAGUGAGUGCAUUGGCCUCAAAAUUAAAGGAUUCAGUGAAGGAGAAAGAGAAGGCCCAUUCAGAGGUUACCCAUAUUAGAAGUGAGGUUUCUCAAAUAAAAAGGGAAAAGGAAAACACUCAGACUCUCCUGAAAUCCAAAGAACAUGAAGUCAGUGAGCUUCUGCAGAAAUUUCAGCAUGCUCAGGAAGAGCUUGCAGAAAUGAAGAGAUACACGGAGAGCUCUUCUAAAAUGGAGGAGGAUAAAGAUAAGAAGAUCAAUGAGAUGUCAAAGGAAGUCACAAAAUUGAAGGAAGCCCUCAACAGCCUGUCACAGCUCUCCUACUCGGCCAGCUCAUCCAAGAGACAGAGUCAGCAGCUGGAAGCAGUGCAGCAGCAGGUCAAGCAGCUACAGAACCAGCUGACUGAAUGUAAGAAACAACACCAGGAGGUCAUAUCAGUUUACAGGAUGCAUCUUCUAUAUGCUGUACAGGGCCAAAUGGAUGAAGAUGUCCAGAAAGUACUGAAGCAAAUCCUCACUAUGUGUAAACACCAGUCCCAGAAAAAGUAAACUGAAUUCUUGGCAGGACGCUGCCUCCUUGUUGUCCAUCUUUGUGCUAAAACUGGACUUGUUGGCGACCUACUGACAUUGUUCUCAUUCGUGGUGUGCACCAUGACCUAGCAUAGCUUCUUCCCUUUCCAAAGACUUCUUUUGGUAGACUGGCCCAGAAGAUUGUUCUCCUCAGAACUGCUGAGAAAGUUAAAAGCAGCAGAGGUGAAAAGGCCUUAUCACCCCCAUGAGAUUCUACAGCAGAGGUCAACCACACCCAGAGUCUGAUCCUGAUGCCGGCAGGUGGGCACACCCAUCAGUUCCUGACCCUCUGAAAGGCUUCAUCAUCACUAAGGCACAUGUGGACACCUCCAUGCAGUGAAUUCCUUGCAGCUGCUUCUGUUCCUACAUUAGGGCUGUGCUAUUCAGCAGGAAUAUUUGCCUUUGUUAAGAAGACUUAAUUUUUGGUCAAAUUAGAAAGGCCUAAAGUGAUUCGGUGCAUGCUUAAGACCCCUUUUUCUGAUAUCCUGUGGACUUAGAAGUUCUGGUUCCAUCUUUUCUCACCUUCAGCCUAAUAGAUCUCUACCUAGCUUGUGAGUCUUACAGUUUGACGAGCACUAUUAACUGAAACAAGAACUUCACAAAAGCAAAUUACCUUUUAGAAUUCUUCUCAACCAAACCCUUGACAUAAUUGCAAAUUUUCUAUGCAGACUUCCCCCCCUGCUGUUCUCCAUGAAGCUCAGGAAAUCCAAACAUUUGUGUUUCAACAAGGGACAGUAAACUGUGUUUACAGCAAAAAGGAAUGCCUCAUUUCCUAACCUCAAUUUUUAAAGUAUUUUUUCUCUACAAUAUUUUUAUUGGCACUUAAAGAUGUUUUCAUAUCUAAGAACCCUAAAUAAGUGAAAUUUACAAUAGACAAUAUUAACAAAAUAUUUUUAGGUAACCAUACUUAGGACUUUUUUAAAAAUAUAACCUUUUCUUCAAAGUUUCCAGCUAUAGCAAACUUAAUAUGAGCCACCACCCAUAACCCUAGACUCUACCACUAUGUUCCCAGAACUAGAGAACAUUUCUGAAUAUACUAAAUUUUCUUUUCUGCCCACUGAAUAUCUUUUAAUUUUCCAGUUCUACUGACUCCUAUAAAAUCUCUUAGUACUAAUCUCUUAAAACUAUUAGUACUAGUGAAUUUUUUAGCUUUGGAACUGAAAAUACUGCUAUGGAGAGCAUUAUAGUGCAAAGCAAAGGCCUCACAGGAAAGAAUGUUUCAGACUUGCUUACAGCUUCCCUUGAUACACUAAGCUUACUGAGAUGUGUAAAGUAAAAACAGAAAUUUCCAAAUGUGAAGGCAGUAGCUAACUGAAUGAUCUGUAACUCUGUAUUGGGUAAAAACCAAUCACAAAAGAGCAGAAGUAGCUUUUAAGCUUGGAGUUAUUGUUCUUACAUUGUUUAUAGCUCAACAAUUUUCAAAAUGCUCCAAAGACGUGAGAGGACUUUUUUCCCUUUUUGUUACGGCCCUUAAGAACACAUAAAUGAACCCCUCCUGCCCACCCACCCACACAGAAAUGCUGCAGUCUAAAACUUGAGACAUUUUGUAGGAUGCCUGAUAACAUAUAGCCUUUUUUCUUGUUUCAGGAUGCAUAUUUAUUACAAGUACUCUGGUUAAAUAUUAAAGAAGUUAUAUGAUGUAGUUAGUAUUCUGCCUUUGUAAUUUAUAGAAGGCAUUGCAGUAAAUAAACUUUUGUUUUGCAUCUCUGA
Molecule: messenger RNA, 4963 nt
Organism: Erinaceus europaeus (western European hedgehog)
Lineage: Eukaryota; Metazoa; Chordata; Mammalia; Eulipotyphla; Erinaceidae
Gene: RAI14
Product: retinoic acid induced 14
Exons: 18
Coding region: 287-3232 (981 amino acids)
Molecular function (GO): actin binding
Source: RefSeq, a predicted model, not a curated record